Messenger RNA from Culicoides brevitarsis, 1394 nucleotides. It is a transcript of the gene FeCH, whose product is annotated as ferrochelatase, mitochondrial. Gene Ontology annotation, biological process: heme biosynthetic process. Bases 122 to 1291 code for a protein of 389 amino acids. Lineage: Eukaryota; Metazoa; Arthropoda; Insecta; Diptera; Ceratopogonidae. The record is from RefSeq and is a predicted model, not a curated record. Gene Ontology annotation, molecular function: protoporphyrin ferrochelatase activity. The transcript is spliced from 2 exons. Gene Ontology annotation, cellular component: mitochondrion.
AACGGAAGCAUUUGAAAGGCGCCCAAUGAACAUUUAACGCACGAGCAAAGAAAAAAACAAAACAAAUAGAAAGGAAAUUGAUAAAAAAAGGAAAGUUUUUCAUAAAAAUUGUGGAAAAAGAAUGAUGCAACGUGUCACCCAAGCUGCCCAAAGUCGAUUUUUGUGGCAUUUCACGCGAAAUUCUUCAAAUGCCGCUGUUCGCCCCAAGACUGCGAUCCUCAUGCUCAACAUGGGAGGCCCCCAAAACACGUCCCAAGUGCACGACUACCUUCUGCGGAUCAUGACAGACCGCGAUAUGAUCCAACUUCCCGUUCAAAGUAAGCUCGGACCGUGGAUCGCUCAACGACGAACGCCCGAGGUGCAAAAAAAAUACGAAGAAAUCGGCGGCGGAUCUCCAAUUCUCAAAUGGACUGAACUCCAAGGCGAUUUGCUGUGUCAAGAAUUGGAUCGAAUGUCGCCGGAAACAGCGCCGCACAAACAUUACGUCGGAUUUCGCUAUGUAACGCCGCUGACGGAAGAUACUCUCGCGAAAAUUGAAAACGAUUCACCGGAACGCGUGAUAAUUUUCUCGCAAUAUCCUCAGUACAGUUGUGCGACCUCCGGAUCGAGCUUCAAUUCGAUUUUCAUGCAUUACAAGAAGAAAACCGCACCGAAAGGCAUCAAAUGGAGCGUUAUUGAUCGCUGGCCGACGCAUCCGUUGCUCGUAAAAACCUUUGCGGAUCGAAUUCGGGAACAACUUUCGACUUUUCCGACGGAAAUUCAAAAAGAUGUCGUUUUACUUUUCUCCGCGCAUUCACUCCCAUUGAAGGCGGUGCGUCGUGGCGACUCAUAUCCAUCGGAAGUUGGCGCUACAGUUCACAUGGUGAUGCAAGAACUUCAAAAUUCCAAUCCUUAUUGCCUCGUUUGGCAAAGUAAAGUUGGUCCGUUGCCAUGGUUGGAGCCUUUUACAGACGACGCCAUUAAAGCUUACGUGAAAAAGGGCAAGAAAAAUUUUAUUCUCGUCCCGAUUGCGUUUGUAAACGAACAUAUUGAGACGUUGCACGAGCUGGAUAUCGAAUAUUGCAAAGAAUUGGCGGAAGAAUUGAAAAUUCCAGCAGGAUCGAUUAAACGAGCAUUGGCUCCGAAUGAUCAUCCGUUGUUCAUAAAGGCGUUAAGUAGUGUCGUUCAAGAGCAUUUGAAGUCGGGACAAGCGUUAAAUCCGAAAUUCUUGACAAGAUGCCCGCAUUGCACAAAUAGCAAGUGUGAGGAAAGCAAGAAAUGGUACGAGAAAUUGUGUCAAGGAGAAGCUUGAAUUACGAAUUUAUUUUAAUGGGAAAUCUCUUUUGGAAGGCUGGUGCAUUUUUUUGAACAAAAUUAAAUAAAAUAAUAAAAUUUAGGCAAUUUUUUUAAGUAUU